This is a messenger RNA of Raphanus sativus (radish), 1599 nucleotides long. Its product is annotated as F-box/FBD/LRR-repeat protein At3g26920-like. The record is from RefSeq and is a predicted model, not a curated record. The transcript is spliced from 4 exons. The coding region runs from base 127 to 1413 and encodes 428 amino acids. NCBI's taxonomy places the organism in Eukaryota, Viridiplantae, Streptophyta, Magnoliopsida, Brassicales, Brassicaceae. Gene Ontology annotation, molecular function: protein binding.
UGUUAUCCGGUUUGUACUGGUUUACUUAUAAGAAACGACAGUGGAUCAUCAUAAUCCCCCACCGUCUCCGUCUCCGCUUUUUGAAACCCUAAUGUUGGCGGAAUAACGCUGAACUUUUCUCUGCGAAUGGAUUUAGAACGACGUCCAUGCUUGAGAAAUGGAGACAUGAUCAGUGAGCUUCCGGAUGCUCUGCUCCUGCAGAUACUGUCUCUCAUUCCGACAAAAGAUGCCGUAGCCACUAGUGUCUUGUCUAAACGAUGGCGGUCUCUUUGUAAGAUGAUGCCGAGUCUCACGUUCUGUUCCAGUGGCUACGAUCUAGAGAGGUUUUCAGAUAACGUCUGCAGGUUUAUGCUUUCGCAUCAGGCUCCGUUUCUUCAGAGUUUACAUCUCGAGAUGGAUUUUGAAAAGGAUUCCACUAGGGAUAUCGGAGUACUGCUUGGGAUUGCGUUUGGACGCAAUGUGCGUGAGUUGGGGCUCGAAGUUUACUCUGAUGAGCCGUAUAGGUUUCCUACAAGCUUGUUAAACUGCGGGACACUUGAGACCUUGAAACUCGGUCCUCGUGUCCUUUUAGAAGUCCCGUUUCCGGUUUGUCUCGAGGCCCUUCGAACUCUAAGCCUUUUUGAUAUGACCUACAAGGACGAGGGGUCUAUUAUUAACCUUUUAUCUGGCUGUUCUAGUCUUGAAAAUCUGGAGGUUAUGAUGUAUUCACCUUAUAAGGUGAAGACUUUCACUGUUGUUGUGCCAUCCUUGCAGAGUCUAACACUUAUUUCUGACAAUGAAGAUUUCAUGGAUUAUGUGGUAUAUGUGAUCAAUGCUCCUCAUUUGAAAUAUCUAACCCUUCAAGGGUUAACAGAAGAUGACUCUUGUGUGAUUGAGAAUACUCCUGAGCUGGUGGAGGCGAAUAUUAUUGAUGUGCCCGGUGUUAUCUAUGAGAAAAUUCUUGGAUCUCUCACUUCAGUCAAAAGCCUUUCUCUGAAGAUUACAUCACCCUUGAAGCUGAGUAAGUUUGAUAGAAUCUUCAACCAGCUGGUGUGUUUGGAGAUACAUACAUAUGAACCAGAGUGGUGGAAUCUAUUGAUGCUCAUGCUCCAUAGCUCUCCGAAUUUGCAAGUCCUCAAGCUCUUUAGUGAAUGGUUUAGGAACCCAUAUCGUCUCACCUAUAAGAGAUGGAGUCAACCGAUAUAUGUUGCUGAAUGUUUGGUGAACCGUCUGGAGACAUUAGUUUGGAAAAAUUACGAAGGGGAAAUAGAAGAUGAUAGAGAGGUGGCUCAAUACAUGCUAAGGAAUGCAAGUCGUUUGAAAACGGCAACCUUCUCCAAAUUUGACAUUCAACCGGAGAAGAGACUUGGAUGGUUAAAGGAUCUGGAGAGUGUGGUCAGGGCUUCCAACGCAUGCCGGGUUGUGUUCAAAUAAACUGAUCUAAGUCCUUCAAACUGACUACAUUAUUCCGUUUAUAAGGGUAUUUGUAUUGUUUUUCAGAUGUUGAUUUAUGUAUAUGUUUAAUAUUUUUUACUGCUUUUAAAAUAAAUCAUCAUAUUUAUGUAAAACUAAAUAAAUACAGAAAAUCUAAAAUAUGAAAAUCAAACCGGGUUACGUGAA